AUGUCGCCGAGAUGGAAAGGCAAAACCGCGGAGGCCAAAGCUCUGGCAGAUCCCAUGUCGAAAAUUGUCUCCGACCUCCAGUCUUCCCUCCUUCAAUCCGACGCUCACGCUUCACUCUCGGGAAGCAGCGUGCUCCUGCCCGUAGAACCACAGCACGGCGAGCUUCUCACCCGCGCCUGCUUCGGUCGGCCCAUCAUCACCGCCGAUAAGGAGAAUCAAUGGUUUCAGCUGAGUCUCGAGGAAGCAUUCUAUCUCUCCCACCAUCUCCAAUGCCUCAAAAUCACCCACCACCAAGGUACGAAUUUCACCACUGCAGAGCUAUGGCGGUACAUGAAAUCCAAGGUUUCGAAUUUCCCACAGUAUUACAAAGCUUACUCGCAUCUUCGAACUAAGAACUGGGUGGUGAGGCCUGGGUCGCAGUACGGUGUCGAUUUCGUGGCUUAUCGUCACCACCCGUCUCUAGUGCAUUCAGAGUAUGCAGUGCUUGUUUUAUCAGAAGGGGAAAGUGGUGGUGAUGAUGGCCUGGAGGGGAGAUUGAUGGUAUGGUCUGAUCUCUACUGCACAAUUAGACUGUGUGGAAGUGUGGCGAAGACAUUGUUGGUACUUACUGUCAACAAAAAUGGUCAUGGUGUUGUCUCUCCGACGGCUUUAGAUGGAUACUCUGUCGAAGAACGGUCGAUCAGAAGAUGGAGUGCUGAACAGAACCGUGAGGAUCAAAUGGCUGCUGCUGCUGCUGCUGCUGCAAAUGGAUCCAAAUGA
Molecule: messenger RNA, 759 nt
Organism: Linum tenue
Lineage: Eukaryota; Viridiplantae; Streptophyta; Magnoliopsida; Malpighiales; Linaceae
Source: the annotation of a GenBank genome assembly